AUGAAAGGAUUACUUACAUUUUUCUUUGCCGAUGACAUUAUAAAGUACUUGAGAUUAUUGGAUACAAGGUUGGAGACUAUAAUUGCCAGUAAUACAAGAUUGAGAAUAUAUGAACACUUGAUUGUACUGGUGGCAUUAGGUUAUUCAAUAAGGUCUCUGUUGAAAUGGUCUGUCGAUGAUCUGAAGGAUGUGGUAUGGCGCUGGUCAAAGACAUUGGCACCGCAAGUACACCGUCGUAUACAAGGCGAGAUCGACACACAGGUCGACGAGGUCAUCGAAGAGUCCUUCCCAGAUAUCAAGGGCAUGCCAUACCUACGCGCGAUACCCGACGAGGGACUAUCAUCCAAGGAGAUCAAGAGGAUACUACAGGUGAUCCAUGACAGUGACGUAGAUCCGCGCAAGGGCAAGCUGUUUGCAUACGUUUAUCCAACGGGCGAGAAGCACGAGAAGAUCAUCAUGAAGGCUCAGAACAUGUUUGCCCAUUUGAAUGCGCUCAAUCCGACGGCAUUCCCCUCUCUGCGCAGGAUGGAGGUGGAGGUCGUCCAGAUGUCGAUCGCUAUGCUCAAUGGCGGGCCCGACGCUGUCGGCACCAUGACCACUGGCGGCUCAGAGAGUAUAUUGAUGGCCCUCAAAGCGUACCGUGAUCGUGCUCGUGACCUGUAUGGCAUUACACAACCCGAGGUCGUUCUGCCCAUCACAGCCCAUCCCGCCUUUGAGAAGGCUGGUCGCUACUUCUCCAUCAAGAUGGUCUACGUUCCAAUUAAUGGACGCAUGGAGGUGGACAUCUUCAAGAUGCAACAAUCAAUCAAUCGCAACACCAUCCUACUAGUUGGCUCUGCUCCACAGUAUCCACAUGGCUGCAUGGAUCCCAUUGAACACCUGGCCGCACUGGCUCGCAAGAAGAACCUGCCACUCCACGUCGACUCGUGCGUUGGAGGCUUCUUCCUGCCGUGGAUUGAGCGCGCUGGCUAUCCUGUGCCACCAUUUGACUUCCGAGUCGAUGGCGUCACAUCAAUCUCUGCUGACAUCCAUAAGUAUGGUUACGCGACCAAAGGCUCGUCCGUGUUGCUGUUCAAGAGCGAUGAGUACCGUCAGUAUCAGUUCAUGUCGUACACGGGCUGGCCUGGUGGACUGUUCGUGUCUCCCUCAAUCCUCGGUACAAGGAGUGGCGGUAACAUUGCCGCAGCAUGGGCAUCGCUGGUAUCUCAUGGUGUCAAUGGAUUCCAGUCGAUGGCCGUUGAACUGAUGAAGACCAGCACAGCCAUCCAGAAUGGCAUCGCCAACAUUGGUGGAAUACGUGUUGUUGGUCGACCCGUGAUGACCAUCAUAUCGUUCGAGUCUGACGACGACCCCCUGGUCAACAUACAUGCCGUGGGCGACUUGAUGCAGACGGUGGGCGGUUGGAAGCUUGAACGUCAACAUCUACCAAACACCUGCCACAUGACCCUAUCGCUAGGCCAUGUUGGAAUCGAGAACAGUUUCCUCUCAGACCUUGCCAACUGUGUGAACAAAGUACGUCAAGAUCCUCAAAAGUAUGCCAAGCAGGGCACGGCUGCAAUGUACAGCGGCAUCUCCAAAGUUCCAUUGCAUCAGAUUGCCGAUCAGUUCCUCGUCACAUUCCUUUGUCGCACCUACCGACUUCCUGGCCUUUUGGGAGCAGCCAUCCAUCCAUGA
Acytostelium subglobosum LB1 is the source of this 1674-nucleotide messenger RNA. RefSeq lists its product as hypothetical. The transcript has a single exon. Gene Ontology annotation, molecular function: pyridoxal phosphate binding; carbon-carbon lyase activity. The record is from RefSeq and is a predicted model, not a curated record. Gene Ontology annotation, biological process: carboxylic acid metabolic process. The coding region runs from base 1 to 1674 and encodes 557 amino acids. Lineage: Eukaryota; Evosea; Eumycetozoa; Acytosteliales; Acytosteliaceae.